Molecule: messenger RNA, 1149 nt
Organism: Drosophila kikkawai
Lineage: Eukaryota; Metazoa; Arthropoda; Insecta; Diptera; Drosophilidae
Gene: Grl36b
Product: Gustatory receptor-like 36b
Source: RefSeq, a predicted model, not a curated record
AUGUCCUGUCUAACUGGCAUUUUGCAGCUGCUGCAAGUGCUGACAACGCUCUCGGGUUGCAACAUCUACAGCUAUGCGGAGAACAGGCGGGAAUUCCGGCUGAAUGGAAGGACUCAUCUAUUGGUUCGGGCCAUGCACAGAUUCUGGCUACGACCCUGGCUAGUGGUGACUUUUGUGCUGCACUUUAUAUACUGGGUAAUGGAGUUUCUACGUGGACUCACGGAUGCCACACCGGGCAGUGAAAGACCCUUGAAUCUCAUUUAUGGAAUUGGUCUAGCCGUUGUCAUACACCAGAACUAUGUCAUUAGCUUGGCCAUGGCCUAUUACUACAGAUACCAUCGCCUUCAGAUAAGGCAGCUGCUCAAUGGCUUUGUGGGGAUCUAUCACGGCUAUGAAAGAAUUUGUGGCCGGGAACCCAUCAUCAAUUGGUGGUUCUUCUUUAUUCAAACCUUCCGAGUUUUUACCGCCUCGGUGGCCCCACUGAUUAAGUCCAAAUUUAAGUUUGUUGGCUUUGGCUCAAAAAUGGAUAUUAUUAUAAGGGAUUCGGCAGUGCUCUUCAUAUGCCUUCAGCCUUUUUUGCUCUCAGUGGUUGGUCACCUGGGCAUACUGAUCCUCUAUGCCUGCUACGAUAUUCAAGUGAACAAUGGAAGGAGAAGGAGGAGAUCUUUACAACUCCUGGACUACUAUCGACACCUGAUCAGGCUCAGGCAAAAUCUGGAUUUCCUGGUGAGGCCCAUUGUCUGGACAUUGGUGCUGGAGAACAUUUUGCUCUUCAUAGGUGGCUUUCAUUUGUACCUUUACGAUAUGCAGUCUGUGGGGCAUAUGGGAAAAUGUAUUCUCACGUCUUCCGUAUUUCCCUUAACCUUUUUGCAUGUGAUUGCGAAAAUAAGGUUUAUAGAACGGGAGUUUGGAGUAUUUAAAGCAGACUCCAGGAAGCAGGCUAAGCUCCAAGUCUUUUGGCUUUUUAAAAAGGUAAUGCAAGUAACUAUCGAUAAAACUGAACUUAAUAUUUUUAAACUCGAUCGAGGACUUAUUUUAGAAACUUUAAGACAUGCUUGGGUUUUUGCCAUGUUUACCAAUAGUAUUUUAUUGAAUAGCACUGCCAGGCUGAAGCACUUUGAGAGUGUCAAGUAUAAGAAGCUUUUGUAA